Ostrea edulis (European flat oyster) is the source of this 549-nucleotide messenger RNA. RefSeq lists its product as uncharacterized. The record is from RefSeq and is a predicted model, not a curated record. NCBI's taxonomy places the organism in Eukaryota, Metazoa, Mollusca, Bivalvia, Ostreida, Ostreidae. The transcript is spliced from 2 exons. Bases 114 to 446 code for a protein of 110 amino acids.
GCACCUGUCAUCUUUUGUAAUUUUCUUUUCUAGUGAAUACCGUGAUAACUUUGUUGCUUGCCCUGGGUGCUGCUGUCUGCGUAUCUGCAAAGGGUUAUGGGGCAGGCAUUGGAAUGGGUUAUCACCAUGGCUACCAAUACGCAAAAUACAUGCCUCAGCCAGCGUAUGCCCGAGUGCAGUACUACCGACCUGCAUUCGGUGGUUCGGGAUUCGGUACCGGAUUGGGGCAGGGUAGCGGAAGUGGAAAUUUGUUUGGGGGUGGAGGAUCUGACAUGGGCGGCCUUCUACCAGUCCUUGUCUUUUUCCUCGUGUUGGCAAUUCUCGCUCCAAUGUUGAUAGCCUCCCUGACCUCCAGCAACGAAGUGUUCUUUGACAGUCUGGGCAUGGGCGACGACGACGAUGAUGAUGAUGACGACGACGAUGAUGAUGAUGAUGAUGACAAAUAGAUUAGGUGAGUAUAAAGAAAGCAUGAGAGAAAGUAGCACUGCCUUUCAUUUCACCUGAAUUAUUUUCCUGCCAUACUUUUAUUCGUUACAAAUAAUAUAUACA